AUGGGCGAACGAAGCAAUCAUCCAUCGUGUUGCAAAUGUAGCGUGUCAUCAAUUGCAAUUUGUGUUACUUGCAAGAAUCAUUUCUGUUGGAAUCAUUUCGAACAACAUCGUGAAGCAUUUAUCAGAUAUCUUGAUGAUGUGAAUCAACCAUUGUCAGCAUGUCUCAAUGAAUUUGAACAUAUAGAAACGAAAUUGUACGCUGAAAUUGAUAAAUGGGCGGUGGAAACAGUUGCUGAAGUACAUAAAUCGGCUGAUCGAGCUCGACGUUCAUUAGAUGCUUAUAUAAACAGCUAUCGGGCAUGUUUUAAUGACGAAGCACCAAAUCUUCGUGGAAUAUCAACAGCAAAUCGCGAUCAUCUCAUUAGUCGCUUGGAAAAAUUACAAAAAGAAUACGAAUGUUCAUUGAAAGAUUUACGUUUAGUUAAGUUAUACGAUCGAGGACAAAUGCUAGAUGUGGAAACAGUAAAUACAACAAGAGAACAAGUCACUGUUCGAGGUUCGUCCCAAAUCUCUCCUCAAGAAGCUGAUAUUUAUGUCGCACAAACCGCACUUGGAGAACGCCUCAUACGAGAACCGGCAGCUCGAACGUCAGUUGGAAGUUAUUGGGCUAUGGGCGGUUCGAAUGAGCAUCUGCUCAUGCAAGAAUAUGAAAAUAAUCUAUUAACACUAUUUGAUCGUCAUGGAACGCGAGGCGCAUCGAUGACAUGGCACUAUGAUUUAGCUAUUCGGGAUAUUAUUUGGUAUGAAGAAUCGAAACAGUUCUUUCUGCUUCUGGAUAAGAAAUUGAUUCUUUUUGAUCCAGUUACCAAACAUUUCCAAGAUAUUGCGCAGGUUAAACCUUAUCAAUCCAAUGCAUUUCGACGAUGUGAUUGUCGUCAUGAUCGACUGUUCAUUGCCUAUUGGGGACAAGAGAGUUUAGUGGAGUUGAUUCGCAUGGGUACUUGGGAAACCGAACAACGUUGGUUGAGUCCGGUGACUUGUCAUGUCAAUGAGGCAAUCACCUGUAUUCGAUUGAAUUCCAACGAUCAGAUUGGUUUGUGCAUUCAAGACGAAAACAAUCCAUUGAAUCGAAAAUUUCGUUUCGAAAUUCGUGACGUUGCGUUAAACAUUUUACAUAGAUUACCACUUCACGUCGAUUCAGGUAUUUUCUCGCGAAUGGUUGCACUACCAGAUCUUCACUGGGCUUUAUUAAAUGUCGAUGAGACUUUUGUCUUUGUCGUUGAUCAACACGGUGCUUUGAUUGACAAAAUUGACUGGCCGCGUGGACGAAUGUCCAACAUCGCUCUAAUUAGUGAUAAUACGAUUACUAUUCGUACAGACGAUAAAGUUUAUUUUUAUGACGUUAAUUUUCAUGCUUAA
This is a messenger RNA of Adineta ricciae, 1359 nucleotides long. The record is from the annotation of a GenBank genome assembly. NCBI's taxonomy places the organism in Eukaryota, Metazoa, Rotifera, Eurotatoria, Adinetida, Adinetidae.